AAGACUGUUACGUAAAUAAUUAGUUACGCGUGUGAGUUUAACCGUGCGAUUAGAAACAUAGAUUUAUCGUCGUUUAUAUAUUUUCUUUUUAUUACAUAAAUCUCUGUAGCGUUAAAAACGAAUUAUGAGGUUAACUAAUAAUUUAUUUACAAGAGUAGCAGAAUGGACGAAGAAAUAUUCUAAUUUGCCCGAUUCCUACAUAGAACGUACUAUGCGACAAGUUUAUUGGCGAACUCCUCGAGGCAAACCGCAAUAUCUUCGACGAACUCACGAACGUAAACGUUACUGGUUUUCUAUUUAUAAACCAUGGACGAAUAAUUUUAAGUUAGAAAAUAGUAAAAUGAAAUUACCUCCUUACAUACAUGUGGAACCUAUAAAAGAUUGGAGUUUCUUUCGUGGCGACAGGGUCGAAAUAUUAGUAGGAAAGGAUAAAGGUAAACAAGGUAUAGUCAAAGAAAUAAUACAGGAAAGGAAUUGGGUUAUCGUAGAAGGUCUUAAUACCAAAUUAGAACACGUUGGAAAAACUAAAACAUUUCCUGGAAUACAUGUAUCGGUGGAACAACCAUUAUUAGUUACCACAGACGUCGCUUUGGUUGAUCCUCACGAUUUGAAUGGAACUAAGAUAGAAUGGAGGUAUACGGAUGAAGGUGAGAAAGUACGUGUAUCGGUUAGAACUGGUAGGAUAAUUCCAAUUCCUGAAUCCGCGUUGGAAACGAUAGAUUAUAAGCUUCCAAAGCUUUAUAAAGAUCAAAGUAAAGAUACACCUAAAGAGGAAGUAGCAAAAGUAACAUUCAAACCAGCUUUAAAAACUUUUGAAAUGGAUAUUAUGGAUAAUAUGGGUAUCAAGGAAGAUCGUACACCUAAAAAAUCGUAUUGGUAUUAGGUUAUAUUACGUUUCUCCUCUUUUUUUUUUCAGAUUAAAAAAACGAAAUUAAAAUUGGAUUUUUCGAAUAGCUUGAGAACUUUUGGCCCACCUGGUGUACAUCUCCUCCAAUAUAUUUUUCUUGUUUUAUUUUUUUUAU
Molecule: messenger RNA, 1022 nt
Organism: Vespula pensylvanica (western yellowjacket)
Lineage: Eukaryota; Metazoa; Arthropoda; Insecta; Hymenoptera; Vespidae
Gene: mRpL24
Product: probable 39S ribosomal protein L24, mitochondrial
Exons: 6
Coding region: 125-883 (252 amino acids)
Biological process (GO): translation
Cellular component (GO): mitochondrion; ribosome
Molecular function (GO): structural constituent of ribosome; RNA binding
Source: RefSeq, a predicted model, not a curated record